Messenger RNA from Xiphophorus couchianus (Monterrey platyfish), 3816 nucleotides. RefSeq lists its product as uncharacterized. Gene Ontology annotation, cellular component: phagophore assembly site. The coding region runs from base 35 to 1003 and encodes 322 amino acids. The record is from RefSeq and is a predicted model, not a curated record. Gene Ontology annotation, biological process: macroautophagy. Gene Ontology annotation, molecular function: ubiquitin binding. The transcript has 5 exons. Lineage: Eukaryota; Metazoa; Chordata; Actinopteri; Cyprinodontiformes; Poeciliidae.
GUAUUGACUCACUCGCAGGGUUCAGUCAUGUGACAUGCGCACUCGGCCCUGGUUUGGAGUUUGUUAUGACAAGUCGAGGCCUCGGUGUAAAUUAGUAUCGCAGCCCCCUGUCUCUGCCCCGGGCUUAUCCGUCAUGGAGGGCAUGGACCUGGACCUGGACCAGGAGCUCAUGCAGAAAUUCAGCUGCAUGGGAACAACAGACAAAGACAUUUUAAUAUCGGAAUUUCAGAGGCUCCUGGGGUUUCAGCUGAAUCCCGCCGGAUGCGCCUUCUUCUUGGACAUGACCAACUGGAAUUUGCAGGCUGCCAUAGGAGCUUACUAUGACUUUGAAAGCCCAAACUUCAGUGCACCUUGCAUGUCCUUUGUGAAGGAUGUGACGAUUGGUGAGGGUGAAUCCGUUCCACCUGACACACCAUUCACAAAAACCUGGAGGAUACAGAAUACUGGUCCAGAGUCAUGGCCUCCUGGGGUUUCUCUGAAGUAUGUGGGAGGUGAUCAGUUUGGCCAUGUGAACAUGGUGAUGGUGCGCUCUCUAGAUCCCCAGGAAAUGACUGAUGUCAGUGUGCAGAUGCACAGCCCCGUUUCUCCUGGCAUGUACCAGGGUCAGUGGAGAAUGUGCACAGCUACAGGACUUUACUAUGGAGAUGUCAUUUGGGUGAUUCUGAGCGUAGAAGUCGGAGGCCUCCUCGGAGUCACGCAGCAACUUUCCUCUUUCCAAGCUGAGUUCAACACCCAGCCUCACCGCAGCCUGGAAGGAGACUACAACCCGUUUGCCUCGCCACAGAAGAGCAAGUGCCCCAACAGUAACAACAACCACGUCCACAGUGACAGCAGCAGUAGUGUCACAGAGGAACAUUUGCAGGGAAGCCCACACCCGCUGCAGCAAGGCCAGAAUGGACUUUCACACGGCUCUGUGGAUAUAGUAGCAAACCGUCUACAAAGCAGUCUAUCAGUAGUUCCGUGUAACCAGAUACAAGAGCCCUCUCCUUUUGGGCACUCUUAAUCAUGGGACUUAUCACUGUAUGGCAGCACUAAGUUGUACCUCUGGAAUUUCUCACACCAAUAAACCAGGAGGCUUUACUGUGGAGUGUGGAGGUCAAAACACUUUAUGCAAAGUCCAAUUACACUUAAAAACAAACAAACAAACAAAAAAAAAACGCCAGAGGCCGACGCUCCUGAUGUGCAGCUGAACCAACAUCCCACUGUAUGCACGUGUGAAUGCUAAGUUAAAAAAUAUGAGUGCUACGAGUCUUGAGUGAUAAGCUUUUUUUUUUCUUUUACUUUUAAGAUUUCCUUUUUUUUUCUUUAGUUGACAAGGAUGCACAUGGGCAGAGCUGAAAGUAGUGGGUGUUUGAGAGCUUUUUUGUGUGUGUGUGAAGAUGUGCGUGCAUUGUGCAACCUGAAAAGAGACUUCAGAGUUAAAGCCAUUAAUUUUUGCCAACUGAUUCUACAGUUUCUGCUUCUCUUAGUUUGUUUUCUUGAAUUUUGGACCCUCUGGCCGAUCUAGCACUAAGGUUGAUUUUUAAAGGCUACCCUGAAAUGCAGUUUUUGGGUUUUAGAUGUCAAUUCAGUUAGUGUAAGAUUUUUACUACAUGACUCUUGGCAUAUUGACAUUUUUUCUACCCUGUCACACUGCAUGGAGUGUAAACAGCUGAACACAUUUUUUGUGCUUAGUCAGGUUGGUGGCCAUUGCUACUUAGACAAAUAUAGAUUUGGCAAAAUUGAGUUGAAUCAAGUUCACUCGCAUAUCCGUGGAAUCAAUACUGUUAGCAACUUGUAUCAAAUACAAUAUCAUUAUAUAAAUUUAUUGGUGCUUUAUCCAGUCAUUGUGUGAGUUGGUAUUAGGUUUAGUUUAAGUCUUGAAAACUUUCAUUUCAUUUUCUCCAGAAUGGACCCACCUGCACCAUCCACCAAGCUUUAAAUUGGUCCUGAAGUCACAAAAGCAGGCACAAAAAAGGAGCAUUUUUGCUGUUAACAACUCGUCUCUGAAGUUGAUGUUUUUUUUUAAGAGUUUUCAGGCUAAGUUACUUUUGAAUAUAUCUAAUUAUGCCUCACAAAUGAGGGUUUUCAUUUACAAACACAGCAUUGUAACUCAAUUAGUGCACAUCAUGCUGUAAGACUUAAAACUCAAGCCAUAUUGACAUCAAUAAAUACUUUAUAAAGACAUUAUGCCACAUUAUACAAAAUCAAAGAGUUUGGUUCAGCCUGUAUUAGACUUAACAUUUAGGUUGAAUGUAUUUUGUGAAUGUAGAUAAAAAUUACAACGUUGACAAUGUUUUCUAUUACCCAAAGAACCUGGAUUAUGUUUGAACUAAACUGGCAGUUUGACUCUGUGUACUUUCUUUCCCUGUCUUUUGUCUUACAAAAUGUUUUGGAAGCUAUGUAUUAACAUGUACUGAACUAAUUAGAGAUGCACCAAUGAAUUAGCCACAGAUUGUAAUUGGCCAAUUUUCUGUUGAUUGGCUCUGACUGGUCUUUGGCCAAUCAAACUCUCAAAAAUCAGAUCGUUCAUGAAAAGCACCAAAACCAAAACACCUAUCAUAUUUUGUGCCUUUUGUUUCCAUGGUGAGGGAAGUCCAGUUUCCCGUAGGAAAUCUGUGCUCUGUCCUAUUUUGACUCUUCAGCAUGACACAGUUUGAUCACUGGACAGCUCCGGUUGCCUUGGAUCAUUUGACAAGAUAAAAAUGAUGCCUCCUGAGCAACUCUCACCCACCACAUAUAUCACACAUGUUCUCCACUUCUACAGAAUCAACUAAAAUAUUGCAGCAAUGGCCCAAUAACAUUAGUGAAUCCCACCCUACACUAAGCUGUCUACACUGUUGAUUUGUUUGUGAUGCGUGAAACUGACGUCUUAUUCUACUUUCUGACUAUUUUGGCUAAUAUUUACUUAAACACCUUCAGGCUCUCAGUAAGCAUUGAAAGUUCAUUUCUUGACAUGGAGUUGAUGUCCACAUAAAACAUGUCUUAAUACCCCAAAACUGUGUUUUCAAUAUACAUUAGCCAUCCACAUUUAGUUUAGCACAAUUUUUAAAUUUAAUAUAAUUUAGAUAAACUUUAAAGGGAUAUCCUUUGCAUAAAUUAAGAUAUUCUUGCGGUUCUGGAAUUUUCUGCUAAGUUACUAAUACAAACAAAUUUUUUUGUAUUUUAAGUGUCAUGGAAUAAAAAUAUCAGAUAAAGCAAAAUUGUAAUUGCCAGAUCAGACCUAAUAGGAAACUGGAAAUUGGUGUUGGUAAGCAAAAGCCUGAUUGGUGCAUCUCUACAGCUCAUUGUGUCAUUGCAAAUGAAUUCACAUGUCCUUUUGAAGUGUCAGCAGUUCUUUACGUUCUUUUACCAAAUGACUAAUAUAUGCACUGAGUGAUCUAACCUUCUUCACAAAGGCUGUUAUUUUCUUUCAGAAUGACUGCAAAGUCAGAGAAAGGUUAUGAUCGCUGUGAUUAUAUCAUCUGCAGUCGGUGUGUUAGACCACCUCAUCAAAUUGGUGCCCUUUAGUUGAUGAAAGUGUAAACCCCUGAGGCGCUGAACCAUGAUAUGACAAUACCAGCUAAUGCAGAAAUACUGCUCCUGUUGCGCUGAAGCAUUUCCUUCCAGUAACUCGUGCGAUGUGUGUUUCUUCUUCCAAAUGUCAUUUCAUCGAGUACUAGGUGUGUUGUUUUCUUUGUGUAGCAUCUGAAGUUUCCUUCACAGGGUGAAUCAGUUGGUGUAAGACUCACACAGCAGCGCAUGUAUGCAAGUGAGGAAGUGCAAGCAAGUGAAAGAUCAUUUCUUAUAUGUUUGAUGAAUGUUUCUACAAUUAAAUUAUCACGGAAAUGAGCUACA